Molecule: messenger RNA, 1649 nt
Organism: Cervus elaphus (red deer)
Lineage: Eukaryota; Metazoa; Chordata; Mammalia; Artiodactyla; Cervidae
Product: protein ATP6V1FNB-like
Exons: 2
Coding region: 1-642 (213 amino acids)
Source: RefSeq, a predicted model, not a curated record
AUGAAGGAUCUGUUCACCUCCCAGAAGCAAGCCUGCUGGCAGGAGCACAUCCGCAAGGAGACUGCCGCUCGGGUGGCCUGGAACCUCAGCUAUGGCCACAAGCACCCAAAGGAGGGAGCCUUGCCCAGGAAGCGGCCUCAGAAGGCCCCCUUCCGGUCGGCCUUGGGAGCGGGGCCAUCGCAGGCCACCAGCGCCCCUGACAGCAAGGAGGUACCUGCUGGACGGCCAGAGACCAGGGGGCUCCAGGGUCAGCUGUCCAGGGGAGUGGGUGUCCACGGCCCUGCGCCCAAGGUAGACAGAGGCUGGCAGGCCCAAAAAGCAACUCGGGGGCCUGCAGAUCAGACCAAACCCGUGGGCUCAGGGAUGAGGCAGGUCUCCCCAAGCACCCUGCAGCUGCUCUUCCAAGGCGUCUCCUACGACGGCCAAGGCCGGGCCUCGUACCUCCGGGAGCGGUAUCGGCAGAAGCCCGAGGAGAAGUUUCUGUACCCGAUAGUGUCAUCCUGGGAGUACGGCUGGCACAUGGGGGAAGCCAUGAAGGACACCAGGCCUCCAACUUAUGCCAGGUUCCAGCCCAUCACAAAGAGCUUUUACAUCAAAAGUAACAUCUUCCAUGUCUCACCGCGAACAGACCAGCUGCUGUGAAUGAGCUGGGGGUUCAGAAGCUGCUCCUGCCUUUUCCGGUGGUCCACGUGGACCCUGCAGGGCAGAGACUGCCAGCCCCACCCACCCCUCUCUGUUCUAUCCAGCCCUGCCUCUGCCAAGCAGGGGAGGGGCACAGGUCUACUCUAAGGUGGGAUUCGGGGGGGCCCCACCUGCUGCGACCUGUCUGCCCUCAGAGACCCUAGCUAUUUGCAGAGCUCCCCACCCCCACCAUCACCAUUGCCAGCCAAGCCACUCCCGGGAGGGAAACAAUGGAACUUGUAAGUGUUUCAGCAGCAGACCUGGGGCAGGGGAGGGGGCUCUUUCAGUUCUCAAGGUGCUAAGUGGAGCCGGGUAUGGGGGGGGGGGGGGGGCACCUCCCUGGCCAUACUCUACAUUCUGUUGAAGGGACCCGGAGCAGAACUGCUGAGUCCCAGGGGAGCCCACAGUUUAGGGAGGAAGCCGUUUCCCUGUUUACCUUCUGCACACACCGCCCUCCCCCCACCCCACCCCGAGAACCUGUAAGGGUCAGGGUUGCCUCAUUGCUAUAACAAACGGCCCUGAAUCCCAGCUGCUCAAACUUAUUGACAAAAUAAAGAUAUAUUUCUUACAGCACAGUGCAAUCUGAGGUUCAGCGGGUCACCCACCACAAGGUGAUCUGGGGACCCAGGCUUCCCCCAUCUAUCUGGUGGCUCUGCCAUCUCCGAGGGCCUCGGAGUCCUCGCCUGAAUCCCUUAAACCCAACUGGGGGAUGAGGGAAGACAGACUGAAGGACAGGAGAGGACACGCCCACUCUUGACUACCCUGGCCCGGAGCUGACCAACACGGCCACGUUCUAUCAGUGAAAACAAAUCACAUGACUUGUAGAGAAGGCUGGGAGUGUUGCGUGACCAGGAGAAGAGAAGAAAGGGCCCCCAAACAUGUAGCCCAUCUCUGCCAGAUCCCAGAGGGCCCUGCGGCUGCUCUGGGGGUGUAUUUGAGUUCCGCUACUGCUGAGUAUGGAGCCCGCG